Ficedula albicollis (Collared flycatcher) is the source of this 2064-nucleotide messenger RNA. RefSeq names its product CLOCK-interacting pacemaker (gene CIPC). NCBI's taxonomy places the organism in Eukaryota, Metazoa, Chordata, Aves, Passeriformes, Muscicapidae. The transcript is spliced from 4 exons. The coding region runs from base 272 to 1387 and encodes 371 amino acids. Gene Ontology annotation, biological process: negative regulation of DNA-templated transcription; negative regulation of circadian rhythm. The record is from RefSeq and is a predicted model, not a curated record. Gene Ontology annotation, cellular component: nucleus.
UGGGUGGGAUUAGCGGGAGGGACGGCCCUGGACGACAGCGUGGGCCCCCGGUGCUGAAGGCGGUGCGCGGCGGAGUCCUGCCCGCCGGGCCCGGGGGGCGGCUCCGGCCCGGGGAUGGGCUGGAGGGUUCUCACUCCCGUGCCUCGGGGGAGUGGCACUUCUGUUCCUCAAUGGAAGAGGUGUUAAAAACUGCCCAUGGCACUAUGGAAGCACUCAGACAAAACAGUCAUCCGCUGACACCCCUGAGGAAUUGCUGGGCAAAGUGAAGGAAAUGAAGAGCUUCAACCAACGCUUCAGUAUGGCAGCAGCUGAAUCUGACAAAGACUCCGGAUAUUCAGAUGGAAGUUCUGAGUGCCCAAGUGCUAUGGAGCAGACGGACUCUGAGGAUGUGCUGAAUGCUCUGUGUUGGAAUGCGGAGGAUGGACCUUGGCAAUGCCCGCGGACCACAAGCAGCUCCUUUCCUGCCCUGUCUCCUAUGGUCGUUAUGAAAAAUGUGUUAGUUAAGCAGGGGAGUUCAUCACAGCUCCAGUCUUGGACUGUGCAGCCAUCCUUUGAAGUGAUUCCAGCUCAGCCACAGCUAGUGUUUCUUCGUCCAUCAAUCCCACCUCCCAUUAAUCCUCACCCUGAUGGGAAAAAGAGAAAUGACUCCACUAAUUAUCUGCCCAUCCUGAAUUCUUUUCCCAAAAUAGCACCACAGCCCUGCAAAAGAGAUCACUCUUUUGAUCUAGAAGAAUGUCAGGAAGCCACUUGCCAUAAACGACUCUGCACAGAAGCACCCAAGAUGGAAACUUCUCCUGUACUGAUGAGCACAGGCUUGCCUACUAGUCCUUUUUCCCACGUACCAGUUAGCUUUAAGACCCCUCAGGAUUCUAACCAGCAAAGUUCUUCAGCUCUGGUGACAAGUGGAAAACUGUCAGCUCUUCCUGGUUUUCAUCGUGUUUCCAGUGACACUCAGAAAGUGCCAGGUUUGACUCCCCUUUUGCCUUUUGGAACUCUGCAGGCAACAAAGUGCACCCUUCAUGAGAGCGAGAGUGCAUCACAGACUGCAAUGCCUUCUGCAGUGUGGACCCCUCCAUUGAUACCAGAAGAGAUUUGCACUACCCCUGAGCUGCUCUUGCAACAACAAAGCAAGUGCAGACGCUUUCAGAAUACGCUUGUUGUGCUACGCAGAUCGGGAUUGCUGGAGAUCACUUUAAAAACCAAGGAGCUCAUUCAUCAAAACCAGGUGACACAGGCUGAGCUGGACCAGCUGAAGCACCAAACACAGCUUUUCAUAGAGGCAAUUAAGAACAAUGCUCCACAGUCAUGGGCAGAGCUAGAAGCAUCUCUAACAGGAUCUGAUAAGGCUGAUAGCAACCUUGAAGACCCCACUUAUCCCAACAUGUAGUAAAAAUGUGCUUAGCUGUUGGUCAAGUUACUUUUGUGCCUCGUUUUUCCUGUCUCAAACUUUCUCAAAUCUUUGAGUCCAAGAUUUGCAAAGUUGCAUUGCCAUUAACAAUUCGUCUUUAGAGCAAGCUGUAGGACUGGAAUAGCAUGGUGGGUUCUAGACAGAAUGGGUACUUAGUACUGCAGACUGACCUUGAAUUUCAUGCUUACUCUGUGUAAUUCCUUGGGCUGAAGAAGUUCAUAUGUGCUCUGCUGGCAUGUUCCCAUUGUUGAAGUGAAGACAGUAAUUUGCAAUAUUCUGCAAGCAUCUUCUUAUUACCUUCUUCAGAUAGUUGUUUCUGAGAGUGCAGCAGCAGAACAGGCCCCACUGUUGGGCCGUCAUCAGUUCCAAGCAGGUGAAGGGAGUUGGUGUGAGAUGAAAUAAGUUCUUCUCCCAUCCCCCCCCCCUUUUUUUUUUUAAUUUAGAGAAAUCAGAUUAAUGUAGUGAGGGUGGGAGGUAUGUCAACUUGGAUAAACUUGCUAAAAAUUUUAUCUACCUAAAUUUGUACUUCAAAAGCAAACUCCAAAACAUUUUUUCCUUCAUAUAGAUUGAUAGCAUUCCUAGGCUGCUUGCCUUGAGACAUUGCUAAUACCACAGUGUGCAUAAGAUACUGACCUUGCUGGCAAGAACCACAGUAG